AGCUAUAGUACAACCUACUUUUAUCUGCGGACGAGCAACAUCGAGGGGAACAUGUGAUGACUACUGCAAGUUUUUAUGAUAAGUGCUUUUAAACAAAAAACGCACACCCUUCAAAGAAUCCUUUUUACUAUCUUCUUAGUGGAGAUAAAAGAGGUGGCAUCAUGCACAUUUUACAACGCUAACACCUUCUCCUUCGAGCACUGGAACUGUCCCGAGCAUCAGAUCUGUUGUAUCUACUACGGUGCAAAAAGCUGCUGCAGGGAGAAGGAGGCGUACAUGAACACGGGAUAUGGCUCACAAGGAGACCAAGGCAACCACCACGGUAGCCAUCAUUUCAAUUGGAGUGGAAACAUCGUCUACUACCUUAAAACUCACUACACGGAGGUGUUGGUAGUACUGUCGAUGCUGUUUAUACUCGUAAUGUUGGUUAUCUGCUGUCUACAGUGGAAGAAGAAUAUGGAAGAUGAGGCUGAAGAAGAGGAGUUGUUUAGGAUCAACCAGAUGAUUGCCAUUUCUGAAGGGCGAGGUACAGGGGGUUCCCUCUACAGACCACAACCUCUGUGUCCCUUACGUCACGGAGAGGAACCUUCUGAGAAUACAACCAUCACCUCCCAACAACCCCCGUCUUACGACAGUGUAUCUAAAGAUAACGAUCAGCCUCAAGCUGGUGCUGCUCAUUUAACUACACCACCUCCUCCAUACAAACCAUAACUUUUACUUGGGUAUUAUGGUAUUUAAAUUAUUUACUAGUGUUCAUCUAAAAUAAUCAAAUUUAAAAUUUGAAAUCAUGCAUACCACAUUGCUCAUGAUAUGGCCAGUGCAAAAUAUGUUGCAAACAGGUAGUAUUUCUAGACUUUGUAGCUAUAAACAAUACGUAUGUGUGCUCAUGAUUUGAACUUUCAGUGUGAUAUAUUUUUAGAUGUCUGAUUUUAUUUUAUUCGUGUCAGGAGCAUUCUUUUUCGACAGCAUGGUGACUUUUUAGAAUUUUGCUUGGGAAACUUAAAUUGUUAAUUACAGAGAUAGAAGUGGUUAAAGAAUCAAUGUUACGACAGGAC
This is a messenger RNA of Bolinopsis microptera, 1055 nucleotides long. RefSeq lists its product as uncharacterized. NCBI's taxonomy places the organism in Eukaryota, Metazoa, Ctenophora, Tentaculata, Lobata, Bolinopsidae. The transcript is spliced from 5 exons. The record is from RefSeq and is a predicted model, not a curated record. The coding region runs from base 76 to 711 and encodes 211 amino acids.